Messenger RNA from Spizellomyces punctatus DAOM BR117, 1400 nucleotides. RefSeq lists its product as uncharacterized. The transcript is spliced from 6 exons. The record is from RefSeq and is a predicted model, not a curated record. NCBI's taxonomy places the organism in Eukaryota, Fungi, Chytridiomycota, Chytridiomycetes, Spizellomycetales, Spizellomycetaceae. The coding region runs from base 123 to 959 and encodes 278 amino acids.
UCUCGGGGCACACGAAAACGCAUCGGCUUUUGGGACGCCGGAAAGCAACUUUCUUUCGAAUAGGUUCCCUAUGUUAAAAGGAUCUUUUUUCCAAUUGGACUGCCAACGAGGUCAACUACCAUAUGUCGAACCAUUCGAUGCGUUUUCAACACAUGAGCGAUAUUGAACAGGGAGCGCUACUGAAGCAAAUCACGGCUAGGAUUACUAGUACAGAGAAAAGACAUAUCCACAAGACGUCAGUGUUUUGGGAGGUAUGCUUUUUGUUGCCCCGGCCGGUGUUGACCCGCGCGUUUUCUGACAAGCCAAGAUCUCAUGGGGAACGAGGUGGGGAAGACAGUGAAAUGUCCAUAGUUUUUCUUCUCGCUCUUGCCGAAUUCGGACUUGCCGUUCGGGCUGGCCAUGUCCUCGGCAUACUCACAACACUCCUCUGUCUUGCUCAACUUUAUGCUUCUGCAAGGCUUGGCACUGGAAUCUUGGCGACCACGCUGGUUUAUCUCGGCAUGAUAUUGCGAACGUAUAUAGCCGCACUGGUGUACAUUCAGGUCCGAUCCGUUUGGAAAGGUAAAAUCUGGACAGAAUUCCCGGGGCAAUACGAUAAAAACGCUGGCAAUAUCGUUCGCUCCGCACGCGACGACAAUGUGAGAUGCGGAGCAUUGGCUGGGCCUUUGCGGUUUCCUGCAUCCAGCGAUCGUAUUGGAAGCUUGAUAUCUCGAUGGACAGAGCAAACUGAAGGAGUUCGAGUCAAAUCCGUACAUCUGGGAAACAAGGAAGGUUUUCGGCAUGUAGAGUACAUCACAACUUUUUUUGGUUUUGUGGACGAUAUCGCGAUCCAUUAUUUUCAAGAGCACAGUCAUACCGUAGUCGAAUGGCAUUCACAGUCGAGAUGGGCCAGGGAUUUCGAUAGAAACGCCACGAGAUUACGAGAGUUUGUAGAGUAUCUGAGGGCUCAUUGUGAUUAGCUACUGCGUACCGUAGGACUUUGUCCAGCCAUCUGUUUCACCUACUCUGUAACUGCCGGGUUACACCUCAAACUGGAAUGUCAUGCGAAGAGCGAGAUGAAAUCAAAGAUUAGGGCGCACACUAGCGUCGGCAUUCCAAACGGUAAACCUCGCUUGCGAAAUGAAGCUUUUGGCGAACGAUCGUGUCGCAUGAUGGCGGCUGUAUUUGAUUUCUAUUAUGGUCGCUGCAUUUUGAGCCCUUCCCGGCCAUAUGGUCUCCCCAAAAACUAAAUGUAUAGACACUGGGCCGCUUUCGAGCACAUACCCAGCAUUUGCCAGGGAAGCAAUGCAUUUGUUUGCAACGUCUACUUCAUUUGCAAUAUCAGUUUUGCAUUAGUAGAAAUAUAGAAUUUGGGGGUAUGGUAACGGAGAACAUACCAUCCCUGAUUUUAUGUUCGAUAA